AUGGCCUCAAUUGUUUUGAAGAGAACCCAACAGAAGGUAACAAAGUCCACAUGCGCUGACACUAUAUACAACGCGAUAAAAGCGGGCUACCGCCUUCUUGAUGGUGCCGGUGACUACGGAAACGAGAAAGAGGCAGGUGAUGGUGUGCGCCGGGCUAUUGCGGACGGCCUCGUCAAGCGGGAGGACCUAUCUCAGUGCAUCGUUGUUAAACAAAUCACCAAGAUGCAACUUAAACUCUGGGGAAUUGACUACUUCGACUUGUUCCUCGUCCACUUCCCCGUCGCACUGAAAUACGUCGAUCCCAGCCACCGCUACCCCCCUGAGUGGUUCGGUGACGAUGGCAAGGUCUACACUCAAAACACCCCGAUGCACGAGACUUGGGGUGCAAUGGAGGAGCUCGUUGAUGAGAAGCUGGCGAAAAAUAUUGGCCUGAGUAACUGCCAGGGGUCUUUAAUCCUUGACGUUCUCCGUUAUGCCAAGUACGAGCCCCAGGUAUUGCAGGUUGAGCUGCACCCAUACCUUACCCAAGAAGCCCUCGUCAAACUUUGCAAGACGUUCAGCAUUGCCGUGACUGCCUACUCGUCGUUUGGGCCCCAAUCCUACGUCGAACUUGGUGUUGAUAAAGGUGCUCCUUCGCUCCUCAAACACGACGUGACCUCCACUGCGGCCAAGACGCACGGAAAAACCGAAGCUCAGGUUUUGCUGCGUUGGGCUACGCAGAGAGGCAUUGCUGUCAUUCCAAAGUCCAACGAUCUUGGCAGAUUGUCAGCAAACUUGGACUGCAACUCUUUCGACCUCUCGGAAUCCGAGCUUGCAGCCUUGAGUGCACUGAAUAUUAACCUGAGGUUGAAUGACCCCGCUGACAUCGAUGGUCGCUUGGCCAUCUUCGCAUAGGGGCGUGAUGGAUAGAAGUGUAGAACAAGUGUAGAAUGCUGGAGAACUGAGAAGACGGAUCAUAUUACCUGGAUGGUGACAUUGUAGUUCACUUGCUGCGGGCGCAAGGGGCCGCAGUGCUGUCGGAGUUUCAAAGCGGCUUUAUCUCCUGAUAGUUAGUAACAUUGCACAAUUAGCGCCUUCCUUUCAUCCCCCAUGGCUACAAUUGCACAAUUCAAGCUUUCGAAACAAGGCGGGCUCACUCGUCGCCUGACAUUCCCUACGCAUCCUAGUUGGGCUGUUCUAUCCUCAA
Suillus plorans is the source of this 1186-nucleotide messenger RNA. RefSeq names its product Aldo keto reductase. Gene Ontology annotation, cellular component: cytosol. Lineage: Eukaryota; Fungi; Basidiomycota; Agaricomycetes; Boletales; Suillaceae. The transcript has 9 exons. Gene Ontology annotation, molecular function: aldose reductase (NADPH) activity. The record is from RefSeq and is a predicted model, not a curated record. Bases 1 to 894 code for a protein of 297 amino acids.